CACAGUUUGCUUUGCGGAUGCAGCGUGUAGUGUAAACGUCCGUGAUGGCAGGAAGAUGAUGAGGAGAUGAACAGGACUGAGAUAGGUCAGCUGGUUAACUGAUGUCAAAACAACCUGGAACUCAACAUUAGUAAAGACCAAGGAACUGACUGUGGACUUCAGGAAGGGGAAGUUGAGGGAACACACACCAGAGGGAUCAGCAGUGGAAAGGGUGAGCAGUUUCAAGUUCCUUGGUGUUAACAUCUCUGAGGAUCUAUCCCGGGCCCAGCAUAUUGUUGCAAUUACAAAGAAGGCACGGCAGCAGCCAUAUUUCAUUAAGAAUUUGAGGAGAUUUGGUACGUCACCAAGGACACUCGCAAAUCUCUACACAUGUACCAUGGAGAACAUUCUAGCUGGUUGCAUCACUGUCUGGUAUGGUGGGGCCAGAGCACAGGAUCAGAAAAGGCUGCAGAAAGUUGUAAAUUCAGCCAGCUCCAUCAUGGGCACUAGCCUCCCCAGCACGAUGCCUCAAUAAAGUCAUAUGUGUCAAUACGGGCCUCUCAUCACCCAGGACAUACCCUCUUCUCAUUGCUACCACCAAGGAGGUACAGGAGCCUGAGACACACGCUCAACAUGUUAGAAACAGCUUAGAGCAUAAGACAUAGGAGUAGAUUUAGACCAUUUGGCCCAUCGAGUCUGCUCUGCCAUUUCAUCAUGGCUGAUCCAAUUUUCCUCUCAGCCGGAAUCUCCUGCCUUCUCCCCGAAUCCCUUCACGCCCUGACCAAUCGAGAACCCAUCAACCUCUGUCUUAAAUAUACAUAAAGACUUGGCCUCCACAGCUGCCUGUGGCAAAGAUUCACCACUCUCUGGCUAAAGAAAUUCCCCCUCACCUCCGUUCUAAAAGGGCACCCCUCUAUUCUGAGGCUCUGACCUCUGGUCUUACGCUCUCCCACCUUUGGAAACAUGUUCUCCACGUCCACUCUAACAAGGCCUUGAAAGACAUUGCCCUCAUUCUUCUGAAUUCCAGUGAAUACAGAUGCCAAACGGCGUCACCUUUGCUUACAUCUUCAGAAACAGCUCUAUUUCCAUCUUUAAUAUCUCUAUUUUUCCCUUUCAGGGUGUUUUUGAAGACCCUGAGCUGGAGUUACACGCAGACUUCGGUUCUUUGCAGGAACGGGACCCAUCCUCGGGACUCAGACUGAGCCAUUGUUCGGUACGCCAAGGGGUCGGCCUGAGAGGCGGCCUAGUGUUUGAAAGCCUCAGAUCUCAGGGCUCUGGAGACGGGCGGAUCAAAGGUCGGUGUCACAGCAAGAGACUUGUGUGCCGUCAAGGAGCCUGGAAAAUCUUUCGCCACGGGCCCAAAAACCCAAGAUCUUCGCAAUCUUUGGGCACAGAGCUCGUAAAAAGCGACGAAACAAACUUUUUAACAUCAUAAACCAGCGAGUUGUUGUUAUGUCUUCUGCUCGCUGUGAAAAUGGGGGACACCUCCGGCUCCUUUAUUAGGGAGGGAGAGAACCCGUGGGCUGCCGAAUGCCAGAUGAAUUGCGAUAGUCUUUGGGGUAACUGCAAGGUGGCCAUCAAGGUCGUGCCCAUUUCACACACCCUACAGCAGCAGUCUCGCCAUAGCCUCUCCCGGGAGGUCAACGCUCUGCAGACGACGUACAAACACCCAAACGUGAUCCAGCUGUACGAGAGUUUCCGUUCACCGAGCCGUCUGUACCUGGUGCUGGAGCUGGCGUCCAGGGGAGACCUGCUGGAACACAUCAACCGCAGGGCCGAGCGCUCACGGCUCCGAGGGCUGUGCGAGGCCGAGGCCCAGCAGAUGUUCCAGCAGCUGGUGGGGGCCGUGUCCCACUGCCACACCAAGCACAUUGCCCACAGAGACCUGAAAUGUGAGAAUAUCCUGCUGGAUGAGCGAGGAUUCAUCAAACUGUCAGACUUCGGCCUGGCCAGCAAAUGCAGCAGGAACAGCCUGAUGAGCACCUUCUGUGGCUCCUUGCCCUACACCGCCCCCGAGAUACUGCAGGGCCUGAGGUACAGGGGGGACCAGGCCGACAUCUGGAGCAUGGGAAUCAUUCUCUAUGCCAUGGUUACAGGAAAACUUCCCUUCAACAAACUUCAGCCUUGCAAGCUAUUGGAGGAGAUAAAAGGAGGUGUGCUGUACCACGAUCGACUUUCACCAGCCUGCCAGGAUCUCAUCAACAAGAUGCUCCAAUGGACACCCUCAGCCCGUCUCACACUCAGUGACAUCCUCAUCCAUCCUUGGAUGCUCCCGGCCGCAUCCUUCCUCUUCCAGAAAGUCGGGGUCUUCUCGGCUGAGUCGCCACCAAAGAAACAGGAGAAGGCAGCAGCCAAAGAAGGGGGAAGUCUUCCAUCGGCAGGGGCCACAAUCGCGAAGAGGGACCUUGUCGUUUGUAGCUCUGGCAGACAGAAGGAGAAGUUGGCAUCGCUGUGGAAGAUGGUUCCAGGCCCUUUCACACCACUGGCACAGCCCGGAGAACAGCACCAACCUGUGUCCAGAGGACAGCCGCCUGCCAGCCGCCCAGAUGAACUAUUCACCCGGGUGCCCAGACCUCCAGCAGCCUCCAAGCCCCCCACCUGUCCCAGUGCUCGGAAGCGGCCGGUGUCGGCCUGCGUGAGGAAGGUGGAACUGGCUGGCAGGGUCCCAGGUUCCCAGGAAUGGACCCAGCGACUGGAUCUCUCCAAGUCCUCCCACCAUGUCAUCCCACUCGCCCAUUACCUACCCCACUGCUUGAAAGGGUUUUAAAUCAGAAAAUUCACACCCCCACCCCUCAUUGUUGUCUUCCCUAAUGAUCCUUCCUCUGUGUCUGAAAUGCAUCUGUUAUCGUUCACCAGUUCUUAUAUCAAGAGACAUUAACCAAUAAAGAAAAGCAUA
Molecule: messenger RNA, 2875 nt
Organism: Hypanus sabinus (Atlantic stingray)
Lineage: Eukaryota; Metazoa; Chordata; Chondrichthyes; Myliobatiformes; Dasyatidae
Product: testis-specific serine/threonine-protein kinase 5-like
Exons: 8
Coding region: 1454-2746 (430 amino acids)
Biological process (GO): intracellular signal transduction; microtubule cytoskeleton organization; protein phosphorylation
Cellular component (GO): cytoplasm
Molecular function (GO): ATP binding; tau-protein kinase activity; protein serine/threonine kinase activity
Source: RefSeq, a predicted model, not a curated record